UCUUGCCUUUUAAAAAUGGCGCCGGCCUCAGCGGCCUCGCUGCCCAUACUCGUGAGGCGCGUGCUAUUGGUAGGGGUCUGGGAACGUCACUCGGACACGCCCCCUGAGCAGGAAGGAGGAAAGAUGGCCGGAGCCGGGGAAGACAAGGAGCUGGAUGAGCUGCUGGACAGCGCACUGGAUGAUUUUGAGAAGACCGGACGGCCCCCCCCAGCCGUGGACAAAGCUGCAAAACCCGCUGUGCCGGAGCAGACGCCUGUAGAUGCUGCAAACGAUACGCUCUUUACAUCCCAGGAGAAGUUCUUCCAGGAGCUGUUCAGCAGUGAGCUGGCGGCCCAGGCCACAGAGGAGUUUGAGAAGGCCAUGAAGGAGCUGGCAGAGGAGGAACCACAUCUGGUGGAGCAGUUCCAAAAGCUGUCUGAAGCAGCCGGCAAAGUUGGAAGUGAUGAGACCUCCCAGCAAGAGUUUACAUCCUGUCUGAAGGAGACCCUUACAGGAUUGGCCAAAAAUGCCAAUGACCUGCAGAACAAUAGCUUACCGGAAGAAGAGUUGUCGCGGGCGAUGGAUGGUUUGGGGAUAGACUGUGAUGACAAAGAAGGAAGUAUCUUGCCUUUCAUGCAAAAUAUCAUGCAGAAUCUCCUCUCCAAAGAAGUCUUGUACCCCUCCCUUAAAGAGAUCACAGACAAGUACCCAGAGUGGCUGAACACGCAUCGGGAUUCCCUGCCGGCUGAAGAGUACCGCAAAUAUGAGGAGCAGCAUAACCUGAUGGGGAGGAUCUGCCAGCAAUUUGAGUCGGAACAGCCGGGGGAGGAGGCUGCCAGAUUUGAGGCUGUGAUGGAUCUCAUGCAGCAGCUUCAAGAACUGGGACACCCACCCAAAGAACUGGCGGGAGAUUCUCCUCCAGGUCUGAAUUUGGAGCUUGACGGUUUGAACCUGAAUUCGGGAAGUGCCAGCGGGGAGCAGUGCCUGAUCAUGUGACCGUGGCCGUCUUGGACAAUCAGGUGGCAGCCCAGCCCGGCAUCUGUUCUGUUUUAGCGUGGCUGCUUAGUCUAGAGAGCAGAUUUCCGUGUAUGGGACGUGGUUGAUGUUUAACAUACGAAAAAACACCAGCAAGUUUGCCUGUAGUGGAUGGCUCAGCCUGUGUAUCGCCUGCCACGAUCCGAGCCUGCCUUAUUUCUCCUGAGGACAUAUAAUGUAAGCGGCUCUCCUGUGCCAGAGCUUGGCGAAACUUCAUGGACACACAGCCCAGCGUCUGUUUAACAUCUGAGUUGCAUGUAACAAAGGAGUUUAAAUUUAGUUUUUAUUCCUUUGACUGUUCAUCUUUCCUUUCUUCUUCCUGUUCCUGUCCAACCGUAGGGAUUGCAAAAUUCCUUUGUACACCACAAGAUAAAUGGUGCUAGAAGUGGGACUGCUUAAUCCUUUGUCAUGUGGUUUGGAGCAUACUUGUCUCCUGCUGUGUAUUGUUGGCUGAUACUUUAUGAGCUGAUGCCAUAAUCAUGAGAUGGCAAACUACCAAUUCCCUAGGAAACUAGUGAUAACACUGAGCUAUGGAGUGCCUCGUGCCUCAGUGAUGUCACCCACGAAUUCAUAGCCUUAAAUUGGUUAAGCCCAAAUAUACGUCUGCAUGCAUUCUGAGUAGAUCAGUGACAGGUAACGUUUACUCUGGUGAGAUGUCUGUUCCUGAUCCAGGUUCUGUGCCUCCAGCAUGACUUAUUCUGGCCUUAUGGCCCACUGUUCCUCACCUGCAGCCUCAGAUCUUAUGGUGACUUUAAGAGCGUGGGACUGAGGGUGAAGAACAUCGGGUCACUAAAGCAGAGAAUGAGACUGCCCGAGACCAGAGCUCUGCAUCAAGUGAUCUCCCUCCAUCUGCUGUUGGAAAGGGCUGCAGACGUGAUUCCGGAUUGAGUGCUCUUCAUUGACAAGGUAAUUUUUAGGAUGGUUUUAUUGGUACCCACCCACUGCUAACCUGAUAUCCACUAAUUAGUCACAGACUAUGAAUUACUGAAUUAUACUCCCAGUGAGGACUGAGUAGUGCCAUGUGAGGGGUUCGUAGGGGCUUAUAUAGUUAAAUUGGAGGCUUCUGGGGUAAUCUGAAAGGAGUUUUGGAGUACAUGUGAGAUCUGAUCAUUUUGGGGUAAGUGGGAGGACUGAAGCGGGUAAGGACCAUUAUGUGGCGUAUGGGGAAACUAUGGGAUAAAGGACUGACGUAGGGCCGUGUGCAUGUGGAAGGAGGGGUGAGCUUAAGUGUAAUGAUGGAAAUGCUGAAACACCUUCUGCACAGACAUGCUGUGUUGUAACAACAAAAGGACAGUACCUGAGAGGGAAACGGAUGCAUGCCCUGACGGCCAUUCACUUAGUACAUAAUAAUAAUAAUGUCCACACUAAAAAUAAGUCCGGAUUUCUCUUUGUGAAUUUAUGUACUGACCAGAGUUUACUGUAACAACAUUGUUGUAUAGAUAAAGUUUGUGGAGAAACGC
Messenger RNA from Pseudophryne corroboree (corroboree frog), 2474 nucleotides. It is a transcript of the gene PEX19, whose product is annotated as peroxisomal biogenesis factor 19. The transcript has 8 exons. Bases 16 to 975 code for a protein of 319 amino acids. The record is from RefSeq and is a predicted model, not a curated record. NCBI's taxonomy places the organism in Eukaryota, Metazoa, Chordata, Amphibia, Anura, Myobatrachidae. Gene Ontology annotation, cellular component: peroxisome; peroxisomal membrane. Gene Ontology annotation, biological process: protein import into peroxisome membrane.